Trichoderma atroviride IMI 206040 is the source of this 1809-nucleotide messenger RNA. RefSeq lists its product as uncharacterized. Lineage: Eukaryota; Fungi; Ascomycota; Sordariomycetes; Hypocreales; Hypocreaceae. Gene Ontology annotation, biological process: DNA-templated transcription; regulation of DNA-templated transcription. Gene Ontology annotation, molecular function: DNA-binding transcription factor activity, RNA polymerase II-specific; DNA binding; zinc ion binding. The record is from RefSeq and is a predicted model, not a curated record.
AUGACCCAGGCCGUCAAGAGGGCGUGCGAUGCCUGCCAUCGCCGAAAAGUCAAGUGCGACGGCAUCAACCCGUGCCGCAACUGCUCCUCCGCCGGGCUGUCCUGCACCUACAACGCCGUCCCCCAGAAGAAGGGCCCCAAGGGAUCGCGGGCCAAGGUCAUCAGCGAGCUGCGCGAGACCCAGCGACAGACGAGCCUUUCCGCCAGGGUGCAGAGCCGCAUGAAUGGCGUUCCCACCGCGCCCGCAAACAUGAGCCUGGUCCCGAGCCCGGGCUUGUUGACCAGCGACUUUGUCAAGGAGUGCUCGCAGUAUUUCUUCGAGCACAUGAACGCACAGGCCCCCAUUCUGGACCGGAGGCAAAUCGAGGAGGAGAUUCUCUACAUGGAGCAGAACCGAGAUGCCUACUGCUUGAUGUCUUCCAUGUGCGCCUUUGUCAUGCUGCAGCCUGGCAUGACCAUGCCUGCCGGCGACCCGUACAACCUCGACAUGGUUCCCGGAGCAAACAUCGUCUCCAGCCAGCUUCUUUUGGAAGAGACGCUCAUGGUUCGCAAGGGAUACGAGUACCUGGACCAGAUCACGGUCAAUGCAUUGGCCACCAACUUCUUCCUCUUUGGGUGCUACUACGGGCAGCACAUGCAUGACAGGGCAUGGUACUACCUUCGCGAGGCCACCACCAUGAUCCAGGUGAAUGGCAUGGACAAGGAGGAGUUUUACCUGCAAUAUGACAUUGCUGAAGCCUCUCGUCUCCGCCGACUUUACUGGCUGUUUUACGUUGUUGAGAGAGCGUAUGCUAUCCGAGACCAGCGUCCCUUGACUCUCCAGGCGACUAUCAAACUCCCCACUCUUGGAGAUGAUCCCACCGAUCCUCUCUCCCAUCAGCUCAACGGCUUCAUCCUGCUCAUCAACCUCUUCAGACCUUUUGAUGAUGCCUUUACAACCAACUGGAACAAGACCCGGAGCCUUCUCUCCCCUCAGUACAUCAGUGGCCUGCAGAGGCAGCUCAGCGAAGUUGUUCAAGCCGCCUUCCAUGACCCCGCAUGGAACGACAUCGGCACUAACCAGCAGUGGCUCAAGAACACUGUAUGGCAGCUGAGCAACGGCGGAGGAGUCGUCGCUCCCGAGGGAGGCAUAACCUUUCAGCUCCCCGUGGACGUAUCUAGAGAGAUGCUCAUGAACAUGGCCUCGCAGUUCCCUGGCCAGGGUAUGGAGUUGCUAAACUCUGGACUGCUCGAGAAGCUCGUCGAGGGCACCUACUCGAUGACUGAGUAUCUGGCUAUGCAGCCAGCGUCUCGCGACCCCUUUGCAAUUGGACCUCAGGAGCACCUCACCCAAAUCAUCAACAUUGUUGCAGCCUCCAGAAGCGGCGACUACCGCUUCCUUCCCCUUCUCAUGAGCAAGGUUAGCGAUGUGCUUCCGCGCCUUGCGAACCCAAUGCUGCAGAACGCCCCCGAGACGGCGGCCGCGGCCAUGGCCAAUGUCGACAUCUUUGACGGAUUUGGCAACGCCGGCAUGGCCCAGCCUGCGCAGCUGCAGAUGAUGAACAACGAGUUCGACCGCAAGUUUUCCGUCGAAGAGUACGAAAAGAAGUAUGCCCUGGAUAUGACUGGAAACACUCCAGAUUCGCAUGCCACUUCCAACUCUAGCAACACGCCGCCUGUGGCUCGCCAGCCUUCCGAGAUUGCAAACUCUUUUGUCGGCUCUCCUCCCAUCAUGUCCCCCACUCUAGAAUAUCCUCAUGGUAUGAACGCCUAUGCUGUUACACCAAUGUCCGAAAUGGUCAUGAGUCCAAUGGGAGCCCACCCGCCUCCU